AGAGAUAAUGUCUUCAAGCAGAAGCUGAAUCACAGAUUUAGAACUGGACGAGACCUUCCAGAUUACCUGGACCAAAUUUGAGGUCUUCAGAGGGUCUUCAGAGGGAGAGGGACUUCCCAAGCCCAAACAAAGUUUAAAAAGCAGAACUGAGAUUUGAACCAAUUCUUAGGGAUGGUAUAGAGGGGACUGUUGCUCUAAUGAUUGGACUAGGUAAUCAAAGUCUCCCCUGGUAAUUGGGGUAAAAUCCCCUAGUCUGCCUCCCAGCUUCCAACUGCCACUUUUGGCUUCUGAUGACUGACUAGAAUGGGGAGGUAGGAGUUAAGCCUCUUGUCUUCAAUAGUCAGGGCUUCUAUCCCCUCCCUUCUCUGCCCUAACUGCCUAGCAACGGCUGAGCGUCCCUGGCCAGCUUAGGGCAGCUGCUGCACCAUGGCUUCCACUGCUCCUGGGCCUCCUACGGCCAAGAAGGUGGUAGUAUACCGGAAUGGUGACCCCUUCUCCCCAGGGCGAAGGUUGGUGAUCACCCACCGCCGUUUCCCCACUUUUGAGGCAUUUCUUAAUGAGGUGACUACUGCCAUACAGGCUCCUCUGGCCAUUCGUACCCUGUACACCCCCCAGCAUGGCCACAUCAUCACUGAUUUGUCGGAGCUUCAGAGUGGUGGAGAGUAUGUUGCUGCCGGCUUUGAGCGUUUCCGGAGGUUGCCCUAUAUCUACCUUGGAGGGGAAGAACCAGGCAGGAAAAACAUCAGGUUCCUGGCUCCUCCAACUCUCCCAAGACCAAAUUAUGGGUCUCCUGGAAGGAGGAUCCCAGCCUCGGCCUCUUGCACCAUUCAGGUAUUCAGAAAUGGCGACCUGCUUAGCCCCCCUUUUAGCCUGCACCUGUCCCUUGCCUCCCGUCAGGACUUUGGAGCAGUGUUGAGGCAACUGACUGAGAAGGCCAAGCUGAAGGGCAGGGCAGUGAGCAGACUCUGCACACUGGAAGGCACGCCAGUGUUGGGCGGAGAAGCCCUGGUGAAUGGCGGUUACUAUGUGGCUGUAUCAGAGGAUGCGUAUAAGGCCCUGCCCUACCUGGAGCUUCUGGUGCCAAGCCCCUCCCUGCCUGGUGGCUUCUGGUAUAUUAGGGUUUGGGAGGUACAACCACGAGUUGGGGAUGGAUGGGCAGUGAGGGGAGAGAUCCCCACCUCAGGCUCCCAGCCCUUUGGGUCUCCUGAAUCAGCCGUCUGCUCCAGUCUUUCUCUUGUGUGUUACAGGCGCCCACCAAGCCUUGAGCCUAGAGCCUACAGGCACAAGGCAGAUAUCUUCAGGGCUCCUGCGGCCCAGCUCUCCAGGAAGGAAUCCUCCAUUUCCUUUGCCAGACCUAGGUUGGCCCGACCUCAUCUGAGAAGGCGCCCCCUACUUCAGCCUGGAGAAAGGAGUGUAUAUGGCGCACCCCACACCAGGAGGGAACUGGCAGGGGCCCAGGAAGUGGAGGAGGACGGGACUACCUUGACAGAGGUGCCCUUGGAUCAGAGGGCUGCAGAAAUGGUAGAAGAAGCCUGUUUCUUGGAAAAUGCUGCUUAGGGUAGGUGGUGUAGAACUAAACUUGGAUGACAUUCCAGAAAACCCAGAAGCCCAGCCCAACCUCCUUCCCUCCCUGCCUUUUCCCGGCCCCCAGCCAGCAUUCCAUCAGCAGCCAUGGCACAGCCUUUUAUUGAACCAACCCACCCUCUUCUGCUGUGGCCCCCCAAUCUCCUGCCAGGAUCUCAGCUGGAGAUCCACAGGCCUUUCUAGUCUGCCUGGCCCACCAACCUGCAGUGAGCCUGCCCAAGGAGGGAAAGCCUCUGCUUCCAGGGGAAAGGAAGGGUUACCUUCCUCCACUUUGUGAAGCCUGAUACGAGGUGGAGUGGGAAGGACACAGGGGCAUACACGCUUUAGGAGAGGCUUUGUCCUAAUAAAGAAAAUAGUUUUCUCUC
This is a messenger RNA of Vombatus ursinus (common wombat), 1949 nucleotides long. RefSeq names its product doublecortin domain containing 2B (gene DCDC2B). The coding region runs from base 427 to 1557 and encodes 376 amino acids. Gene Ontology annotation, biological process: intracellular signal transduction. The transcript has 8 exons. Gene Ontology annotation, cellular component: microtubule; microtubule organizing center. The record is from RefSeq and is a predicted model, not a curated record. NCBI's taxonomy places the organism in Eukaryota, Metazoa, Chordata, Mammalia, Diprotodontia, Vombatidae.